This is a messenger RNA of Trichomycterus rosablanca, 1816 nucleotides long. RefSeq names its product trichoplein, keratin filament binding (gene tchp). Lineage: Eukaryota; Metazoa; Chordata; Actinopteri; Siluriformes; Trichomycteridae. Gene Ontology annotation, cellular component: keratin filament. The record is from RefSeq and is a predicted model, not a curated record. Bases 97 to 1596 code for a protein of 499 amino acids. Gene Ontology annotation, biological process: apoptotic process. The transcript is spliced from 13 exons.
UAACCAGGAGAAACAGCAAUAAACGGUUUAUUUCAGAUCAUAACAAGCACAUUAAAGUGAAUAAAUCUGUUAGUUACUGUAAAUCACGGUGACUCGAUGGCUUUGCCGACCCUUUCCUCUCACUGGCCGAGCCGGAUCGGGACUCUGGAGCGUCAGUUGGUGCGUCAGCGUGAGCAGGAGGCGCGGCGUCUUCGGCAGUGGCAAAACCACUCGCAGUAUUUCAGAGAGCAGCACGUCCGCAGCAGCAAACAGGCGCACUGGAGCUCCCGGCAGUCCUAUCAACAGAGCAUGUGGGCGUUCAGGCGUGAGCGUCAGAAGGAGGAGAAGCAGAGGAGCCUGGAGGAGCGCAGAGAGCGGCUGAAGACGAUGCUGCAGGAGGAGAACGCACAGCUGGAGGCCGAACUCAAAGCCACCAGCCGGGACAGAAGUGCCACCCUCGGGGAACAGCUGGAGAGAACCGAGGACCUGCGAUCGGCCCGCGAGGAGCGACGGAAAAAGCUUGCACAGGAGCUCCUGAUGGAACACUGGAAGAAGAACGAUCCAGAACUGCGCCAGGUGGAAUCAGAGCUACACAAGGAUCAUGUGGUGAACCAGUGGCAGGUGCAGCAGCAGAAGAAGAAGCAGGCGGAGGAGGAGGCCGAGCAGGAGAGGAGGCGCUUGGAGAACCAGUACGAGAGGAGCAGGCGGGAGGCGCUGGAGAGGAUGAAGCAGGAGGAGGAGAGGAGGAAGCGGGAGGAGAGAGAGAGAGCCGAGUUCCUCUGUAAACAGAUGGAGGAACUGAAGCUCCGAGAGCAGGAGAGUCGGCGUCUGCAGCAGGAGGAAGACGAUCUUCUGUCUCGGCGGCUGGAGGUGGAGCGUCUGGAGGAGGAGAGGAGGAGAGCCGAGGAGCAGAGGAAGAAAUCUGAGUUCAGGAACGUUCUGAGCCGGCAGUACCGAGCGCAGCUGAAGAGACGAGCGCAGCAGGUCCAGGAGGAGCUGGAGGCGGACCGGAGGAUCCUGGCGGCCCUGAUGGAGGGUGAGGAUGAGGAGAAGAGGAUGGACAGUGAGAGGAGAGAGAGAGCGGUCGCUGACGUGGCCUGGAUGAAGAAGGUUCUGGAGGAACAGCUGCAGCUGGAGAGAGAACGUGAGGCCGAAUUCGACCUGCUGUACCGGGAAGAAGCUCAGAAGGUUUGGGAGAAGAGAGAAGACGAGUGGGAGAGAGAGAGAAGAGCGAGAGAGAGACUCAUGCAGGAGGUACUCGGCGUGCGUCAGCAGCAGCUGCAGGAGCAGAUGGAGGAGAAGCGCAGGAUUCGGGACGAGUGCGAGAGGAGGAGAGAGGAGCUCCUGAGGAAGCUGGAGGAGGACGAGGAGGAAAAACUACAGCAGAGGGAGGAGCGGGAACAGCGGCGGACGGCUCGCAUGGACGACAUCAGCUCACAGGUGGAGACGAGGCGCCGGGAGCAGUGGGAGGAGAGCAGGAGACAGGAGGAGGAAGAGGCCGACCUCAGGGAGGAGCUCCGGCUCCAGGACGAGGAGCUUCGGCUGGAGAAGGAGAGGAUGACCCAGCGAGGCUACGAGGAGAGGAUUCGCAGCAGACCCCGUUCAGCCUGGACCUGAGGACCUGAGGAGAAUGUGGAUCUGUCACCGUGCUUUUUGCUACAAAAAAUUGUAAAUUAAUCAUAAAGCUUGUCCGGCAACGAAAUCAGGACGAGCAGCAUGUUGAAAAGAAUGCCUUUUUUCAUUAUUUUAUUAAAUAAAUUACAAUUUGUUGUAUUUAUUUUAGUUUUGAAUUUUCCUGACGUGACAAAUCAAGAUUAAAAAUGAUUUUCUCCCCAAA